Molecule: messenger RNA, 1027 nt
Organism: Scaptodrosophila lebanonensis
Lineage: Eukaryota; Metazoa; Arthropoda; Insecta; Diptera; Drosophilidae
Product: putative deoxyribonuclease TATDN1
Exons: 3
Coding region: 51-998 (315 amino acids)
Cellular component (GO): cytosol
Molecular function (GO): 3'-5'-DNA exonuclease activity
Source: RefSeq, a predicted model, not a curated record
ACAUACAACAACUACAAUUUACGGAUCCGAGAGCCUGCUGUGAACAACUUAUGAGAAGGACGGCUAAUAACUUUAAAAUGGCUUUAAAAUAUAUAGACAUUGGUGCUAACCUAACGGAUCCCAUGUUUCGCGGCCAGUAUGGCGGUUCCAAAAAACAUCAACCAGAUCUGGAAAUAGUUCUCCAGCGUGCGUGGCAGCAAGGAAUGCAGAAGAUAAUAGUAACAUCGGGCUCUCUAAGUGAUGUUGAUGAGGCCUUGGACUUGGUCGCACACGAUGAGCGACUAUACACAACGGUUGGUUGUCAUCCAACACGUUGUGACGAAUUUGUGGCUGAUCCGGAGCUCUACUAUAAUGAGCUGCGAGCCAGGAUUGCGGGGAACACUGAAAAGGUUGUUGCCGUGGGAGAGUGCGGCCUUGAUUUUGACCGCUUGAACUUCUGCGGAAAGGAGACGCAAAUGUUUUACUUUGAGAAACAGAUAAAGUUUGCGGCCGACUUCGGAUUGCCCCUCUUCCUGCAUAUGCGAAAUGCCUAUACCGAAUUCAUGGAAAUAUUGGAACGCAAUCGCCAGAAGUUGCAAGCUUGUGGCGGGGGCGUAGUGCACAGCUUUACAGGGACGUCGAGCGAAGCGAAAGGAAUCCUGGAGUUUGGCGGCCUCUACAUCGGCGUCAAUGGCUGCUCGCUGAAGACAGAGGAAAAUGUGAAAGUGGUGCGGGAGCUGCCUAACGAACGCAUUCUUCUCGAGACUGACUGUCCCUGGUGUGGGAUACGACCAUCACAUGCCAGCCACAAAUAUGUCGCCACAAUGUUCCCAACAGUCAAGAAAAAGGAGAAAUGGACCGCCGACACUCUGAUUGAUGGACGCUGUGAGCCGUGCCAGAUUAGUCAAGUGCUCGAGGCCGUCGCCGGCAUUAAACGGGAGCCAAUAGACAAACUGGCAGAUAUUUAUUACCAGAAUACAUUGAAUCUGUUCUUCAGUCGAAAGCAGAGCUCGCAAUGAUAAAUAAAAGAGAUUGCAUUUACAUUUAA